GAGUAGAUUGACUUGUGUGUUCGAAUAGUGUAUUACUACGAAAUUUCGACAAUGAGCUAUAUCACCAAAGAAGACACCUUCUGAGUCUAACCAAUUGAAACUCCCCAAUUUUCCAUUUUCUUCCCAUCAAAUCAAACCAUACCCAAAACACACAAAAAUAUUCACCAAAAAAACGUCUUUCUCUAUCCUCCCCUUCUUUCUCUCUCUUCUUGGGGUUGCUGCUGUUGGUAAAAUAACCGAAGAAGAAGAAGUAGCAGAAGAAGAAAGUAGGAGGUGAUGACAGGAAGAAAUAUAGACGCAUUAAUAGCAAGUACAAAUUCAUCAACUUCCUCAGAUCAAUUGUUAAUGUUCCCUCCUAAUUUCCCUCUUGUUUCUGCUCUUCUUGCUAUUUCUCUUGCUCAAUUUCUUAAGAUCUUCACCUCCUGGUUCAAAGAAAAGAAAUGGGACUCUAGAAGGAUGCUAAGUUCUGGCGGCAUGCCAUCAUCACAUUCAGCAGGCGUGUCAGCUCUUGCCGUGGCAAUUGGUGUGCAAGAAGGAACAGGUGGAUCAGCAUUUGCUCUAGCUGUCGUUUUGGCUUGCGUUGUGAUGUAUGACGCCUCUGGUGUGAGACUUCAUGCUGGUCAGCAAGCUCAAUUAUUGAAUCAAAUGGUUUGUGAGCUGCCUCCUGAACAUCCUCUUUCUAAUUGUAAACCUCUGCGAGACUCAUUGGGUCAUACUCCUCUACAGGUUGGAGCAGGUGCUAUAUUGGGCUGUGUUGUUGCUUACCUUAUGAAGUUUUACAGAUAGGUGCCCUAAAAACUGAUUGCAAUUCCUAAUCCUGUGGCAACUGUAAGAGUUUGAGCAGCAUGGGCAGUUUUUAUGGUUUGGUGGACAGUCAAGCUCAAGGAGCAGAACUGUCGUCAAUUUUGUUAUCCUGUUGUUCGAACACAGCUGAACGAAAUAGCAAUCACUCCUCAAAAUGUCAUAUAUAUAGUAGAUUAGUAUUAGCGCCAUCUUAUUGGAACUUCCCAGUUUCACCAAUUUUUUUAGGACUACCAUUUUUAGUCCAGUGUAUCUAUUGUUUCUGUUUUGGAUCUUGGAAAAAGUUGUAGAUAAAGAAAGAAGCUGUAUUCGAUUGUGUGCAGGCCUAGUUUUUUCUUCAAGGAAAAAAAAGCAUGGCCAAAAUUAUACUUGCAUAAUUUCCAAUUUAGAAUGUCAAUGGAGAAGUAGUUUUUUUGUGGAUCA
Molecule: messenger RNA, 1224 nt
Organism: Chenopodium quinoa (quinoa)
Lineage: Eukaryota; Viridiplantae; Streptophyta; Magnoliopsida; Caryophyllales; Amaranthaceae
Exons: 5
Coding region: 277-786 (169 amino acids)
Source: RefSeq, a predicted model, not a curated record